AUGGUCCUGCUGCUAGGCAUGAGACAAUUUGUCAGGUACAAAUGUUGCCUGUUUGAUGAGGAGUUGUGUUCCCAUCUGGAGCACUGUGUAAACGAUGGACUCUUUGGGCACUGCCAGGUUUCUAAUGUACCAGCCAGGAUCCAGUUUGACGUAUCAUCUGCCAUCCUACAGCGUCUCCAGCAGGUUUUGAAGCACCUGAUGUUACAAGGGUUGUCAUGGCAAGAUGAUGUCACCCAGUAUGUGGUCUCCAUGGAGAUGGAGAAGGUACCAAAGCUCCACCCCCAGCAGCAUCACUUGACCGGUGUACCUCUGGCAGAGACAAGGUACUGAUCACUUUGGAGAAAGUGAUGGCGAGAGAGAGAGGGCAUUCCACACCAUCAUCAGGACGCGAUCCAACUCCCCCCACCGUUAGGGACACUUGAUACAGACCCGCCCAAAAACCUCAGAGUCUUCAUCUUCCAAACCGUGAAGAGCUGGCUCUUUGGCAGAAGCUCUGUCAACUUCACACCCCAAAAAUCCAGCUCACUGGAGAUUCAUCCCCAGAGUCUCGGUCAAGGGUUAACGCCCCCCCCUUGAUUUCUGUGCUGUUUUGGUGGUGGGGUGGGGCACGUGCAAUGUUACCAGGAGUAAGAAAGGAGGAGAGGCUACAUUUAUACAGCACCUUCUGUGAAUUUGGGAUGUGCUUUGUGCCCAGUGGAGACAGAUGGAGUGUCCCUGUCCUGAUUUGGAGAUGCGGUGUUGGACUGGGGUGUACA
Messenger RNA from Chiloscyllium plagiosum (whitespotted bambooshark), 755 nucleotides. The record is from RefSeq and is a predicted model, not a curated record. Lineage: Eukaryota; Metazoa; Chordata; Chondrichthyes; Orectolobiformes; Hemiscylliidae.